Molecule: messenger RNA, 823 nt
Organism: Ostrinia furnacalis (Asian corn borer)
Lineage: Eukaryota; Metazoa; Arthropoda; Insecta; Lepidoptera; Crambidae
Product: oxidoreductase-like domain-containing protein 1
Exons: 3
Coding region: 98-454 (118 amino acids)
Cellular component (GO): mitochondrion
Source: RefSeq, a predicted model, not a curated record
AAAAAUAUAACCUCAAAAAGUAGUAAAAUAUUUUGGUUUUUACGUUCCAAACAAAUUAUUUAAUUAUUCUAAAGAAUUAUUUUAUAAAUAUGCAUAAAUGUUAAAAUCCAAAGCUUUAUUACAAUCUGCCAAGAUAACUUUGGUAAAACCAAAAGAAUUAACAGUUCUUACACACUCCAAAAGAACAUGUACUACCCAAACAAGUGCUACAGAAGAGGAAAAAGAAAAGGAACUCGAGAGGAUAGCCAAAGAUGCCUCCAUAGAUGACCCUCCUACGGCUUGCUGUCGCUCUGGCUGCGCCAACUGUGUGUUCAUAGUGUGGGCUGAAGCACUAGCCAACAAGAUGCAGAAUGCAGGGCCGGAAAUACAAGAAAAGGUACUUAAAAUGGUGGAUGAUCCCUCAAUGAAAGCUUACUUGGAAAUGGAACUAAGGAUUCGGUUUAAAAAAAAGUAGAUAGAUGUAGGUAUGUUCAACAGCAUAAGAGACUAGAUUUUUUUGCUUGAAAAUAGCAUCUAUCUCAACUAAUUAGUGUAACAAAUAAAUGCAAAUGUGAUAAUAAAUAAAAAAAUAACAGUGAUUAUGUCUUAAUAUGCUGUUGUCCAUACACUUUAAUAUGUAGUCCUGUAGAUUAUUGUAACUAGUUUUACAGUAGAUAGAUCUGUACAUAAGUUUGUGCUAUUAAAUUUGAUUGUUAAUAAGUAUAUUAAAAUUUUGUAAGUCAUUAAGAUGUUAUUCAUCUAUUUAACUAGUCAUUAGAUAUUAUUGUUGUUCCUUAUAGUUAUGUAUUUGGAAUGUAAUAGAUAGGUACCUGAUGAUAAAAUA